UUUACAAUCGAACAAUCGACCCUAGACUCUGAGUACUCGUCAGUCGUCACCGCUUCCUGCUUCCUGCUUCCUACUCUAACCCCCCCUAAAUUAGUUCUCUUUCGUUUCCCAGCACAGUAAAUUAAGCACAAAAAUGGCGGAUACGGCACAAAUGAAGAACGGACAAGCAAACCUUCUGGAAGAAAACAGCCAACCUGCAUCAGAUGCAGAGGCUGCCGCUACUUCCUCAACCAAAUGGCCCGGAUGGCCCGGCGACAAUGUCUUCCGACUAAUCGUUCCAGUUAUUAAAGUUGGAAGCAUAAUAGGUCGUAAAGGGGAGCUUAUUAAGAAGAUGUGCGAAGAAACUCGUGCUCGAAUUCGUGUCCUUGAAGCCCCCGUUGGCUCUACCCCCGAUCGUGUGGUUCUGAUAUCCGGCAAGGAAGAGCCGGAUUCUCCUUUGUCUCCUGCAAUGGAUGCAGCUAUAAGAAUAUUCAAGCGUGUUAGUGGCAUUGGAGAGGGUGACGAUAAAGGUUCAGCGGCAGACGCAGCUGCAUUUUGUUCAAUAAGGCUAUUGGUUGCAUCCACACAAGCCAUUAGUUUGAUUGGGAAGCAGGGAGCUACAAUUAAAACUAUACAGGAAAAUAGUGCUGCUGUUGUGCGGAUUUUACCUGAAGGUGACCUUCCCUCAUAUGCAGCCUCUGAUGAGAGACUUAUCGAGAUACAUGGUGAGGCUUUUAAGGUUCAAAAAGCAUUGGAAGCCGUCCUUGGUCACCUGAGGAAAUUUUUGCAUGAUCACGGUGUUGUGGCUGUGUUUGAGAAAACUUACAAUGCAACAAUCUCACAGGAUCGAACGACUGAUGCUUCUCAGCCCUUGGUUCAGAAUAUCACAUCUCAAACAUUGAUUGGUGCCGACAAUUCUUUGUCAUUGAAGCGGGAAAGUUAUUUUGAACGUGAAGCUGAGCUAGAUCUCAAGUUUCCUCGUUCUGCAGUGUCGCUUUAUGGAUCAGAUCCGGCUCUCAGCUCUCUUCAUCCUACAGGACUAUCUCGUGCUACUGCUCCUUUACUAACUCAGAUUACACAGACAAUGCAAGUACCACUUUCUUACGCUGAAGACAUCAUUGGAAUUGCUGGAAGAAAUAUUGCCUACAUCCGCCGUUCUAGUGGUGCGGCUCUUACCGUUCAAGAAAGUCAAGGCCGAGGUGAUGAGAUCACUGUAGAAAUAAAGGGGACUGCAACUCAGGUCCAGACUGCUCAACAACUUAUCCAGGAGUCAAUUAACGGCCAGAAGGCCCCUACUGCUGCUAGCCUCUAUGGGAAAAGUGAGUUGGGCUUGGGCGCUUCCUCCUAUUCACAGCUUGCAGAAUCCACAUAUUAUCCGUCGUCUUUAUCUUCCCUAUCGUCUUUAUCAUCGUAUUCAAGUCAAGGUCUUGGAGGAGGUUAUACUUCUGGUUUGGGUGGUUACAGUAGUUACAGAUUCUGAGUUUUUCUUUGUUAUAGCUGCUCGAGCGGAGCAGCGAUGGCCCUGUAUCUUUUAAUCUUCUGUAACACUUGUAAUCACUUAUUGUUUGUUAAUCAACUUGAUCUUUUAGGAUCUUUUUCCAAGUUUCAUUCUAAAAUCUUGUGAAAUAUGAUGGACAGAAAGACUGUAGUCUGUGUUGUACGUUCCUUUUCUUUCAAUUGCAGCUUCAUUUUUUAUUAAA
This is a messenger RNA of Amaranthus tricolor (Joseph's coat), 1679 nucleotides long. Its product is annotated as RNA-binding KH domain-containing protein PEPPER. Gene Ontology annotation, biological process: regulation of gene expression. The coding region runs from base 134 to 1459 and encodes 441 amino acids. The record is from RefSeq and is a predicted model, not a curated record. The transcript has 6 exons. Lineage: Eukaryota; Viridiplantae; Streptophyta; Magnoliopsida; Caryophyllales; Amaranthaceae. Gene Ontology annotation, cellular component: cytoplasm; nucleus. Gene Ontology annotation, molecular function: mRNA binding.